AUGCCUGGCCGACCAACGACGACUUCUGCCACUGCAGAUAUGGAGGGAAUCGCAGUAAUUGGAAUGGGGUGUCGCUUCUCUGGAGGAGCAAACUCCGUGGAGAACUUUUGGCAGAUGCUAUGCGACGGACGCACUGGACAUGGGACAGUUCCCACGAGCCGAUAUGAAGCUUCGGGAUGGCAUCACCCCAGCCAUGAACGCAAAGGAGCGAUCAAUCAUGAUAGUGGGUUUUUCUUGCAGGAAGAUCCUUCACGAUUUGAUGCUCCUUUUUUCUCUAUCACAGCCAAAGAGGCGGAGGGAAUGGACCCAGCACAGCGUUUGUUGCUCGAAGUCGCAUAUGAAACAUUUGAGAACAGUGGAAUACCGAUAGAUACACUGCCAGGGAGCAACACAGCAGUGUACUCCGGCUCAAUGACCAACGAUUAUGAGCUAUUAUCGACAAGAGACAUCUAUGAUAUGGCUCACAACUCGGCUACCGGUAAUGGAAGGACUAUGCUGGCAAAUCGUUUGUCGUGGUUCUUUGAUCUCCAAGGCCCGAGUAUCAUGAUGGAUACUGCGUGUUCCUCGAGUUUGACUGCGGUCCACUUAGCAGCGCAAUCCUUGCGAUCUGGGGAAUGUGGAAUGGCCCUGGUAACUGGAGCUAGUCUCAUUUUGCACCCUAAUUUUACACAAAGACUCUCCUACAUGCAUAUGAUGAGUCCAGACGGAAUAAGUCAUUCAUUUGAUGAGUCUGCGAAUGGAUAUGGUCGGGGAGAGGGCAUUGGUGCUGUGCUUUUGAAACCUCUCAGCGCCGCAUUAGCCGAUGGAGAUAAUAUUCGAGCCGUCAUCCGUGGCACAGGAAUCAACCAGGAUGGUCGUACCCCUGGAAUUACAUUGCCCAGCCCAGCGUCACAAGCCAACUUGAUUCGUUCGGUUUAUGAACGCCAUGGUAUCUCAAUGAGAGACACUGCCUACUUUGAAGCCCAUGGCACUGGAACUCCGGCAGGGGAUCCAUUGGAGCUGUCUGCUGUCGGAAUGACUUUGGGUCAUGCACGAACACCGACUGAUGAGCCAUUAUAUAUAGGCUCAGUGAAGACAAAUCUUGGUCACACAGAGGGCGCUGCAGGAGUUGCAAGCUUAAUCAAAGUCGUGUUGUGCUUAGAAAAGGGUAUGUUGGUACCAAACGUCGGCUUCAAAAAGAUCAAUCCUAAGAUCCGGCUCGAUGAUUGGCGUUUACGACUGAGCAACGAAACAAUGCCCUGGCCGGACCAUCUUCCACGGCGAGCUAGCAUCAACUCCUUUGGAUUCGGCGGAUCGAAUGCACACCUAAUUGUCGAAGGCCCCCCGGGAUCCUUUCAGGGCGAUGCUGAAGAUAGGGAGCCUGCCCCUCGUGUGGUGGUGUUUUCUACAUUCGACCAAGCUGGCAUUGAACGGACCGGUCAAAGCUGGACCAAAUUCCUUCAACGUCAACAAAACCCCACGCAGGAGAUCUCACUAAAAGAUCUAGCUCAUACAAUGCUGACACGCCGAUCGCAGUUGGGAUUCCGCAGUUUCGCGGUUGCUAACUCACAAGACCAGCUACAGAGCAUCUUGGACAAGGGGCUUCCCAAGUUUUCUCGGGCUAGUCGCAAAGCUCAAACGAAACUUGCCUUUGUGUUCACAGGUCAGGGUGGCCAGUGGGCUGGAAUGGGUCGGGAACUCUUGAGAAUUUCCACUUUUAGGGAAAGCAUGGCACGAUCACAAGGCAUUCUCUCGUCCCUGGGAUGUCCUUUUGAUAUCGUGGAUGAGAUAACUGCAGAGGCAAAAGACAGUAAAAUCAACCGACCCGAUCGCAGCCAGCCCAUUACCUGCGCGUUGCAGAUUGCAUUGGUCGAUAUUUUGGCCAGUUGGUCGGUUUAUCCCAGCGCAGUUGUUGGUCACUCUAGCGGUGAAAUUGCCGCCGGAUAUGCUGCCGGAUAUCUUUCUCAUGAAGAUGCGAUGCGAGUCGCAUGGUUCCGCGGUUUCUUCUCGCAACAAAUUGUCCAGAGUGACAGACGAGGAGGCAUGCUUGCUACUGGUAUAUCGGCAGCGAACGCACAGAAAUACCUUGACGAGCUGCCCCCACGUUCAGUUGUCGUUGCCUGUGUCAAUAGUCCAGCCAGUACAACCCUUUCGGGUGAUGUGAACUUCAUCGAUCAGCUUGAAGUAAGGCUACAACAGGAUGGUCACUUUGCUCGAAAAUUGCGCAUCGAUACGGCGUAUCAUUCCCCUCACAUGGAAGAUCUUGUUCAAGUGGUAGGUGACGCCAUCGAUUGUAUCAAGCCAGAAGAUCGAUACAGUGGUUCAAUCCCCAUGCUUUCAUCGGUCACCAAAGAGCGUGUGUAUCCCACCGAGCUUGGUGGAUCAUACUGGGUGCGUAACAUGGUCAGCUCGGUAGAGUUUACUGCCGCGGUGUCACAACUCGCAAGCCUGAGCGAGUCUAUCAAGUCUCGCCGACGGCCGGUUCCAAUCAAAUGGACCGCGUUGGUUGAAAUCGGCCCACACGCCGUUUUGAAAGGACCUGUCACUCAGAUUCUGCAAUCUAUCAACGCAAACAUGGCAUCAUUGCCUUACCAUUCACUGGUUUCGCGGAACAAAAAUGCUUUGGAAACAGCGCUCGAAGUUGCUGGGUCUCUUUGGAGUACAGGACAUACAGUAGACCUUGUGGCGGUCAACAGUUGUGUCGAUACCACAAGCCCAACUGUGAUUGCUGAUUUGCCUUCCUAUCCUUGGAAUCACCAAACGUCCUUCUGGCAUGAGCCGUUAGAGACAUCGCAAUUGAGACAACGUAAGCAUCCCCGUCAUGAUAUCUUGGGGGCUGCUGUGGAUUAUCAAAACGCCUUGGAGCCACGAUGGAGAAACUUCUUGCGGCUCUCGGAGAAUCCUUGGAUGGUCGAUCAUGUUGUUGCUGGAUCGAUUGUAUUCCCAGCCGCGGGCAUGUUGGUGAUGGCUACCGAGGCAGCGCGGCAGCUAGCUGAUGGCCAGGCCAGCAUCAAGGGAAUAGAAUUCCAAGACCUUAAUUUCAUGCGAGGAGUGGUUAUUCCUGACGAAGAACGAGGUUUGGAAACUCUCCUUCAGGUCUCGCCUCAUCCAGGCAUGCCGGGUUGGUAUAAAUUCGGAAUUUUCUCACUUCCGUCCGGGGGUGGCUGGAUCCAACACGCGAACGGUGCAUUCAUUACACGAUAUGAAGACCGAGACAGUCCCGAGCAUAACUCAAACUGGGAAGUGGCAUUGGAGCGCAUCAAGAAUACCCAAGCAGUCGCAAAAAUGGCUGAUAUCACACAAGCACGUGAAUGGCUAUCUCAAACAGGAGGACUCACCGUCGGCCCGGCCUUCCAGACAAUCACUGGAGUUUCCUUCUGCGAUUCAGAGCCUCGUAUCUGGCUAUCUGGGGUGGUUACAGACACCAAACAAUCAAUGCCCUUCGAGAAGGAGUCAUCCAGUUUUAUCCAUCCCACCACCCUUGAUUGCCUCUUCCAGUCUGCCCUUCUGUCUUGCUCCGAGGCACUCUCCAACAACGACGCGAAUAUCCCUGUCGGCGUGGAAAAUAUCUACAUCUCUAAUACGUUCCAACCCCAGACAGGCGAAAAAUUCGUUGUCCACACAGAGACUAAGUGGCGAGAUGGAAAAUCGCGAUCCCAGUGUAUCGCAUCGGAUCCCUCCUGGUCACACCCCUGGAUUACGUUUGAAGGUGUUCAUCUCGGUCGCCUUCCUUUCAAUCCCAAUUCCCAAAAUCAGGAAGAAGCCUCAUCGGAGAGCCGAUAUUCGUCGAUUGUUUGGGAUGAGCAUUUGGAAUCGCCGCUUGUCCCCAGCGUAACCCACCACGGAAACAAGAAUACGGCCCCGCAAGCUAAAAGUCUCCAGCUAGUUGACUGGAUUAAGAGACUUUGCCAUACCAACGGGGAUGCCAAGGCGCUCAUUACUACUUCGGAUGCAUCAAACUCUUGGAUCGAAAAUCUCCAAGAGUUCCUCCCAAACGUCGGAAAGCGACCUUGCCUAGGAAAGGUCACUAUCGCUUCAUGCGGCCCCGAUAGCCAGGUGGUGGGUACCACCCCCGCAGAGAACAGUCCCCCAGGAACUCGCCUGACGCCUCUCGCUGCACUCGAUGAACUUCCAUCCUCGUCACUCGCUCAGGACAAAUAUGAUUUGGUCGUGAUCGAUGAGCCCACGCUUUGGGAUAGCAAUUCUACUCAGGUAAUCCUGUCUUGCCUGCUAACCAUAGUUGAACACGGAGGUUUGGCAGCAAUGCGGGUUCCAGGAACAAAUUUGGACUCAGCAGUGGAGAUGCUGCAGCGCUUCGAUGGCCUCGAACUUUAUAGUACGACCGAAGACCGCGAGUUUAUCAUCGCGCGCAGGACACCAGUCUCGUGGGCAACAGACCCUGAAAUCUAUGUUUUGAGUCCAGCAGACAAUUCUAACUCAUUCCCUGUCUUUGAGCAACUCGAGAAGAUCUUUGCUGGUCAUAACAUUAGACUGGUGCCUGUUGGAUUGGAACAGGUAGCUACACUAGCAGGGAAGACUGUGAUCUCGUUGCUUGACUUGGGAAGCCCCUGGAUAUCCGGCUGGACGGAAAAUGAUCUGCAACAUCUCCAAGACUUGAUUCGAGCUCAAUACGUUCUUUGGGUGUCGCCUUCCUGGACCGAGGGGGCCGUUGACAAUGUUGAAUCCGGUGCAACGGGUGGCCUUUUGCGAACACUUCGUAAUGAACAGUGGAACACUAUUAUCCCACACCUAUUGGUGGAUGUGAACGAUUUGCAGGACAAAUUCAGACUAGCUGCUGGCAUUCUCCAAGUCAUGCAGCUCACCACACAAGAGAGCUCACGCCGACCAGACUUGGAGUAUCGUCUGGCAAACGGUCGACUGCUAGUUCCACGAGUCCUCGAGACCCCAACGGUGGUUGAGGCCAUGGACACUCUGCUGAAUGGCCCCAGGCCCAUACUCUCAGACCUAACGCUUGACCCAAGACCACUUGAGUUAAGCUUCCAGGAUGCAGACAAUGCACACUGGGAAGAACAAAAAUUUACCGAAGACCAGCUUCGGCCAGACCACACUGAGAUCAAGGUUGAAAUGGCGACAAUCUUUGAUUUACACGGGGAUCAGAGGAAGACACCGGAGACAGCUCUUCCCAUGUUCGAAAUUGUUGGAAAAGUAACGCGUAUUGGAUCUGGUGUGCACGACUCGGCUGUUGGCGAUAAGGUUUUGACGUUAGCAUCAGCGAACUCUGGACUCUCGACAACAAUUCGGGCCUUGGAAAGUGACAUUAUCAGAAUUCCUUCAAACACCGACCCGAGAAAGGCAAUAUCAACUCCUCUGGCAUACCUCAACGCUUAUCAAAUUCUCACCCAAGUUGGUCGUCUCAGCUCAAACUCAUCGGUACUUUUGGUUGGGUCAAUCAAUAAAACUCUCCAGGCCAUGAUAGAUUAUGCCCUUGCCAUGAACAUGCAAGUAAUCGUGGCAGCUGAUUCUCUAGAUACCGCCGAGAGCCUUCGUUCUCGAUACCCGGUAUUGGCGAAUCGAAUUCUGGGCGUUCACGGUGGCAUGGAAACGAGCGUUUCUAGGCUGACAAAUGGGUGUGGAGUUGACGCCAGCAUUUGCUUCCUAGGCGGGUAUCCUGGUCGGAAUGCUGCGAGGUGUCUGGUCCCAGGUGGACAGUACAUUAAUCUGUCUACCGAUAUGAAGCUGAGUGCUCUUCCAGAAAGCUUCAUUGACAGUGGCUGCACGUUCUCUUCGCCGCGACUGCAGAAAACAUUCUCAGAGAAGCCCGGCAACCUCCAUGCUUCCCUUCGGCAUGUGAUCAAUUUCAUGAAGCAGAAUCGGAUGUUGGACCGCGUGGAAGCUUAUUCCAUCUUCGCUGUUUCUGAUCUCCAAUCAGCUUUAAAACACUGCAAAACAACCAACACCCGAGCUAUUAUAGAUCUUAAGGCCCCUGGAAUGGUUCCCAUUGUGCAGCCACUGCCAGAUCUUACUGGCUUGUCAGCGGAAGACACAUAUAUCUUAGCAGGUGGGUUGGGCAAUCUAGGCCUUGCGCUUGCUGAUACCUUGGUGCAGUCUGGGGCCCACCAUUUGGUUUUCCUUGGACGAUCUGGCGGCGUACAUCCUACCCAGCAGCUCGCCCUUGAUCUCCUUCGCGAUCGCGGGUGCCGCAUAGAUGUACUACGCUGUGACAUCUCCCAACAGGCGGAUAUUGACCAUCUGUCAUACCAGAUCCGCAGUAACAAUUGGACAGUCGGAGGCGUGAUUCAGUGUACAACAGUUCUGAAGGUGAUUACCCUGGUCUCGUUUUCCCCAUUAACACUACCUAAUUCCUUACUUUAUUUUCAGGACGCAAUGUUCGAGAACAUGACUUUUGAUGACUGGACUCAAUCCACACAGUCCAAGAUCCGCGGAACACUGAACCUACACCAUCUGUUUUCGGAGAAGAAAAGCUUGACUUUCUUCGUGGCAUUGUCCUCCGUGGCAAGUGUCAUUGGUAAUAUGGGACAGGCUAACUAUUCUGCGGGUAAUGGUUUCAUUGAUGCUCUCAUGGAAUGGCGACACAGUCAUGGUCUCCCAGGCUAUUCUAUUAAUAUCGGCCUUGUGCCAGAUGCCAGUGGACUUAGUGAUAUUUCCGAAGACCCAGAACAACGUCGCCGCCGAUACAAACAUCUCGAAGGCACAGAAAUCAUGACCCAUGAGCUCCAGACCUUGCUUAGAGUGAUAAUUAACAGCAAACUUUCUCUUCCGUCUCAGGUCAUCGCCGGCAUGACCGACUCUCUGUCUCGCAGCAAUGGUUCUACGGCCUGGGUCCUCGAUCGAAAGUUUGAUCACCGGCUUUGUGUCGCUGUUGAGGAUGCUCAGGAUUCUAUUCAGACCAGCACCUUACUCAAGGAGGCUGAUUCCCUCGAUGCUGCAACUGAGAUUGUUCUAAACACUCUGAGUGAAUAUCUAGCAGACGCAAUGGCUACAACCGCGGAUGCUAUCGACUCGGAUCUACCGUUGUCUGCGUUGGGUGUCGAUUCCCUCAAAGCUACUGCCGUUCAAAACUGGGUCUCUCGUGAAUUGGGGUCAGAACUGUCCUCGUUCGAGUUCCUUGGCUCGCAACCGACCAAGGCGUUAGCGAGAAAAAUCGCUUCCACUAGUUCAUUUGUCUCAGUGCCGAGCUGA
This is a messenger RNA of Penicillium robsamsonii, 7140 nucleotides long. RefSeq names its product type I polyketide synthase. The transcript has 7 exons. The coding region runs from base 1 to 7140 and encodes 2379 amino acids. The record is from RefSeq and is a predicted model, not a curated record. Gene Ontology annotation, molecular function: 3-oxoacyl-[acyl-carrier-protein] synthase activity; fatty acid synthase activity; oxidoreductase activity. Gene Ontology annotation, biological process: secondary metabolite biosynthetic process; fatty acid biosynthetic process. NCBI's taxonomy places the organism in Eukaryota, Fungi, Ascomycota, Eurotiomycetes, Eurotiales, Aspergillaceae.